Solanum lycopersicum (tomato) is the source of this 1621-nucleotide messenger RNA. RefSeq lists its product as uncharacterized. The record is from RefSeq and is a predicted model, not a curated record. NCBI's taxonomy places the organism in Eukaryota, Viridiplantae, Streptophyta, Magnoliopsida, Solanales, Solanaceae.
UUUGGCUUAGACUUGUAUGCUUCCUUGUUUUCUGUCGCUUUUCUGCGAUUUCUGCGGACUCUCAGUCUGGUAAAUUAUGAGUUUUCAUGGUAUCAAAAGGGAGCGAGUGACUCCUUGGAAGAGGGUGCCAAAGGUCCUGAUGUUGAAAGGGAAUCAAUGAAUAACAAACCAAAGCGACGAAGAUUUUAUUUAUAUCCGCAAAAUAGGCACUUAGAUGCUUACACGAAGAGGGCUGCUUUAACAGUUUCCAGAUCUGUCGUCAGUCUUGAAUCAUACUCUGGGGAAGAGAUGAUAUUUCAAUGUUCUGGAACUAUUGUAGACAGUGUAGACACUUGCAACAUAAUAUUAACCACUGCAAGUCUCCUCAGGUGUUCCACAAAUAGAAAUUCUGUAGUAGAUAAUAUCAAGGUUAUCGUGCACCUAUUCGAUGGGAGAUCAUUUGAUGGUCAUAUUGAAUCAUAUGACUUCCACUACAACAUUGCUGCCAUAAAGAUUCAAUUAGACACACUACUCCCAGUUGCAUCCCUGGCUUAUUUAAAUGAUUCCAUUGUGAUUGAUCCAAGCCAACUACAGGAUUCUGAGAAGAAGUCAUUUCAACUUUGCCCUCAUUCAAAUUCAUUUGAUCUUUUUCCUGGAGUUUCAAUUAUUGCACUUGGUCGGCUUAAUAGGAAGCCAUACGAUAUCAUGGCUGCUCCUGGUGAAUUCAGCAUUGAUCGAUGUCACUAUGGCGAUUUCUACUGUAAAGAGCUUUUCAUGACGACUUGCAAAUUACAAUAUGCGGUGAUGGGGGUCCACUGAUUAAUCACUAUGGAAAAAUCAUUGGUAUCUGCUUUUAUGCCGUGGGCUGUUCUGUGUUCUUACCAAUCAAUAUAGCUUCCAUAUGGUGGGAGCAUCAUAAGAAAUAUGGUCAAUCACGUCCACCUUGGCUCGGGAUGGAAGUAACUAACCUUUAUGCAGCUAACCUAGAACUUCUAGAAAGAAUUAUUCCGAAGUUGCCUGACGUCUUGAAAGGUGUCAUUGUUGAAGAGGUCGUACCUGGUUCUUCUGCUGAAUCCGCUGGGGUAAAACACAAUGAUGUUAUAGUUCAUUUUGGUGGAACAAGAAUUCACAGUUUCUUGGAGCUAUUUGAAAACAUGUGGAAUAAUGUUGGAGAAUCUAUGGAGUUGGCUGUGAUAAGAGCAAGUCAUGAUGUUCCUGUACAUCUUAGGAUGGUGGUGGAGGAGGUCACAUCAGAUAAAUUAUACAGAUGGCCACUUUGGAAGGAAUGAUGACAUUCGAGGAUAGUAACAUCUUAAGAGUUGCAGGCAAUGGGAAGAUGUAUGGUGGUUCUAACAUGCAAUGCGAAUUAAGCUAGUUGAUCAGUGCUAACUUGAGUCUGCUAUCUAUUUUUGGGAACACUUUUUGGAACUCGAGAUAACUUGAAACAUUUUCUUUUUGUAUAUUAUGUUCUCCAUGCAUUUUGUUGCAUGUGUUUACAGCAGAAAAUCUAGUUUAGUUUUGUUAUGGAUAACAGUUAUUCUACUUAACUGCAAUUACUACGAGGACACACGAAUUUGAUUACAAAUUGUGUCAAGUUUAAAUGAUUACUAAACCUUGAUUUCUUUGUCAGUUUUUCUUUGAA